Chenopodium quinoa (quinoa) is the source of this 2243-nucleotide messenger RNA. Its product is annotated as fructose-bisphosphate aldolase-lysine N-methyltransferase, chloroplastic-like. Gene Ontology annotation, molecular function: protein-lysine N-methyltransferase activity. Bases 313 to 1911 code for a protein of 532 amino acids. NCBI's taxonomy places the organism in Eukaryota, Viridiplantae, Streptophyta, Magnoliopsida, Caryophyllales, Amaranthaceae. The record is from RefSeq and is a predicted model, not a curated record. The transcript is spliced from 16 exons. Gene Ontology annotation, biological process: peptidyl-lysine monomethylation.
AACUAAAAAAAUAGCACGUUCUUUUGAAUUGAAAUUUGGUAAACUAAAACACCUAAACUGAAUUAAACUACUAGUAAACCAAUCUGAAUUGAACUAAACUGAAACGACGUGACUUGAAGUGAACGGAAAAAUUCUACAAAUAAGUCCAAAAAGAGCAGGAAAAAAAAAAAAAAAAAAAAUUGGUACUGUACUCUUUCAAGUACGGUAAAAAAAUCCUUCUAUUUCUAGCAUACUCCGCAAGUCAAUCUUCUCUGUACGAUCAAACUCUCUUUCAAGUUUUGUUUAAUUCGGAUUUCAGGACUCAACUCGAAAAUGGCGAACCAAGAAGAAGAGAUUAAGCUUGAAUUAUUUCUCCAAUGGCUUCAGGUAAAUGGAGUGGAGCUUCGAGGUUGCAACAUCAAAUACUGUGAUUCCAGUAAAGGGUUUGGCCUAUUUUCAACUACUAAUGUUUCUGAUGGUGUUUUGUUGGUUGUGCCACUUAAUUUGGCAAUAACACCUAUGAGGGUUUUGGAAGACCCUUUAUUGGGACCACCAUGUAAAGCAAUGUAUGAGGAAGGUGAAGUGGAUGAUAGGUUUUUGAUGAUAUUGUUCUUGACUGUUGAACGUCUCCGUGGUAGUAAUUCGACAUGGAAACCGUACCUUGAUAUGAUUCCUAGUUCCUUUGGAAAUCCACUUUGGUUUACUGAUGAUGAGUUUCGGGAGUUGAAGGGAACUACUCUUUAUCAGGCCAGCAUGUCGCAAAAGAAGAGUUUGCUGGCUAUCUUUGAGGACAAGGUGAAGAAUCUGCUACCGAGACUUCUAGUUUUGGAUGGAGAAUCAGAAAGAGAGGUGGCUUUUGAAGACUUUCUAUGGGCUAAUUCUGUCUUCUGGACUCGUGCUUUGAACAUUCCUCUUCCUCGAACUUUCAUAUUUCCUGAAGGAUCCGAGAUUCCUGCAUCCUAUAGUAUCUCUAAUGGGGUAAAUAUAGCCUCUAUGGAAGGAGAGACUCUGUGGGUUGAGGGUCUUGUUCCAGGAAUCGACUUCUGCAACCAUGCUAUAAAACCUGCUGCAAUGUGGGAAGUUGAUAGCACUGGGACUACCUCUGGAGUGCCCCUCUCAAUGUUUCUUCUGUCUGUAAAUUCUGAAAUUGGGAAAGAGAUAACCAUCAGCUAUGGUAACAAAGGAAAUGAGGAGCUGCUUUAUCUCUAUGGAUUUAUAAUUGAAGACAAUCCAGAUGAUUAUCUGAUGGUGCAUUAUCCAGCAGGUGCACUUCAAAAUGAUCCAUUUGCAGACUCGAAAACACAACUUCUCCAAGUAGAGAAAGCUGAAUUAAGGUGUCUGCUACCUAAAAGCUUGCUGGAUCAAGGUUUUUUCCCAUGCUCAUCCUCAGAAAGCAAGAACAUUCAGGAAUGUGCCAAGGAUAAGGGCCCGAAUUAUAGUUGGAGUGGCCAGCGGAAGACCCCUUCAUAUGUGAAUCAACUUGUUUUCCCUGAGGAUUUUUUGACUUCCUUGCGGACUGUAGCAAUGCAAGAGAACGAGCUUUUCAAUGUCCAAUCCUUGCUUGAAGAGCUUGUUGGAAGUGAUGGGGAGAGGGAGCCAUCAGAGGCUGAAGUUCGAGCAGCUGUAUGGGAAGCUUGCGGGGAUUCAGGGGCUUUGCAACUUCUUGUUGAUCUGCUGAAUACAAAAUUGAUGAAUCUUGAAGAGGGCUCAGGUACAGAAGAAUCCGACUCAGAACUACUUGAGAAGACUUGUGUCAGAGAUGGUCCUGCUAUCUCCAUAAGCGUGAACAAAGCCGAGUCUAGCUCUGAUGAGAUGAUGAGCAAAAACAGGUGGGCAGGUAUAGUCUAUCGACGAGGACAAAAGCAACUAACCAGACUGUUCCUACGUGAGGCUGAACAUGCUUUGCAAUUAUGCUUGAAUGAAGAGUGCUAGACCUUCCCUAUGAGUCUAUGACUAUCCUACACAACUCAAACAACAUGAAUUCUUAAGUUUGCACCCAUUUUAUAUUUUUAUCUAGUAAGCUUUUAAGUUUCAUACCGAUGUAUUUUCCAAUUUUGCAUAGAGUUAUAACUUAUGAAUUAGCUGAUAGUACAAUACCCCUUCAUAAAAAUUAAUGCCUAUUUGAUGUAGGCUCAUUUUUUCACUUGCAACCACAUUUUUGGCAUGGUAAGUUUAGUUUGUAGCUCAAUAAAAUCAGUGACUUGCAUCCUACAACCUACACUUGAACUCUGGAAUUCGUAUUCGAAGACCUUCAUUUUUCAGUA